Messenger RNA from Meloidogyne enterolobii, 1591 nucleotides. NCBI's taxonomy places the organism in Eukaryota, Metazoa, Nematoda, Chromadorea, Rhabditida, Meloidogynidae. The record is from the annotation of a GenBank genome assembly.
UAGCAACACAAAAACAGUUUCUUAAGCGAAGAUUCAGUUGGGCACAACUUCUUUCAAAAUCAUUCAAUCGAGCUGGUUUUGGUUCAUUCGACUCACAUCAGUUCGUCGAGCUCUUUCGAUUGACAUGUAAAUUGCCCAAAUCUAGAAUCCCCCCGGAAAGUGCAUUCAUUUGUCAAGCGAAUUCUAUAAUAAAUGAAUUUUAGUUAAUUAACUUUAUCAAAGACCGCAUCAACUUUUAGAUAGUAUCUUAUUUGAAAUAUGGCCAUAGUGGCGGAUUUAUCAAUUGGAAGGGUUAUUUCUGAUUUUAUUGUUCUACUUUGUUUAGCUGUUCCUCUUUUGAUUUUUGAAUUAUUGGGCGAGCCAAAUAAACGUGGUUUUUAUUGUGAUGACGAAUCAAUUAGGUACCCAUAUAGAACUUCUACUGUUAGUCGUCAGUUGCUAAUUGUUAUUGGACUUCUCAUCCCUACUUGUCUGAUUUUCUUGACAGAAAUUCUUCGUACUUUGGUUUGGGAAAAACAAUCUGCCCAUCAAUUAUGUACUUUUAAAUAUAGAGCACAUAAUGUUCAUAGAAUGGUUGUUCGACUUUACGUUUUCAUGGGUUAUUUUCUACUUGGUGUUUGUUUCAAUCAACUAAUGGUGGACAUUGCAAAGUACACAAUCGGUCGCCAACGGCCGCACUUUAUGGAAAUUUGUUUGCCUAUUACUGAGGUAAAACUGAAUGGCAUCGGUGGAGAAAUUAGUAAAGUGUCCAAAGAUUUUCGAACAAAUUGUCCGUCUGAUGAGCAUACUUAUAUCACUGACUUCAAAUGUAGUGGGAAAGAAGUCGAUUUAAUUAAAGAAGCGCAACUAUCUUUUUAUUCAGGACAUUCUGCCUUUUCAUUUUAUGCAGCCUGGUACACAUCGCUUUAUUUACAAGCUCGUUGUUAUCGACCAUUAGGUAGUCAACUAGUUCUCCCAGCUGUUCAAUUCUUUCUUUUUUGUGGCGCUUCUUUCGUUGCUUAUAGCAGGGUGAGUGAUUACAAACAUCACUGGUCAGAUGUUCUUGUUGGUGUACUUAUCGGUUCUGCGAUUGGCAUAAUUAAUGCUUUAUUUAUUGCUGAAGUUUUUCAACGCCGUGAAGUACCAGAAGAGUUUGUACAUAAGAGACGACUUAUUGGCAAAUAUGCAUUCAGACAAAGUGAUGUUGAAUUGGGUAAUAUGAUAGAGCAACGUCCAACCAACUUUAAAUCUUCUGAAAUGGACAAACAACUACCGCAUCAUGUGCAUAAUGUACCAAUUAGAGUUAUUUCAUCUAAUGAAGGAAAUGGGAUAUAAGUGUUUGAAUCUUGCUUAAUAUUGACUUACAUAUUUUACAAGUUUUUAUAUGUAUUGCUUGCCGUUUUAUUUUACUCAUUUUCAUAAAUCCUUUAAGCGCCUAUUGCUUAAUAUUCAACUGAAUUGAGUAAUGGAAAAAAGUAACUUUAUUUUUUACAAUAUUACCACAUUCUGUUUUUUACUUGUCAACCAUUUUACGAGGGGUUCCGAUAUGUGCGGAUUUUUCCUUAUUUUGUGGUUUUUUGAUAGGAUUAUUUUUAAAAAUGCGGAUUUUUGU